This is a messenger RNA of Rhagoletis pomonella (apple maggot), 306 nucleotides long. RefSeq names its product putative nuclease HARBI1. The annotation marks the transcript as partial. The transcript is spliced from 2 exons. The record is from RefSeq and is a predicted model, not a curated record. NCBI's taxonomy places the organism in Eukaryota, Metazoa, Arthropoda, Insecta, Diptera, Tephritidae.
AUGUCAGUAAUACUAACUGAAGUUACUUCUUUAAUCGAGCAGAAGAUUUGUCCCAGGCACAUCAAAUUUGACACUAGCGAAGAAGAGCAGAGUAAAAACAAAAUACAUUUUUACAAUAAGAGUGGAUUUCCAGGUGUGUUGGGUUGUGUGGAUGGCACUCAUGUGCACAUUUUAGCACCUGAAAAGGAACUGCAACACCUGUACAUAAACAGAAAAGGAUUUUUCAGUAUAAACGCGUUAAUGGUUUGCGAUUUCAAUAUGAACAUAACGUAUGUCGAUGCCAGAUAUCCAGGAGCCACACAUGAU